AUGACGUCAAGCGGAAGUUAUUAAAUUCAAGAUGGCAGCGUCCUUGACAGGCAUGUUUUGGUUGUCCAAUGUUUUUGUACACCUAUGACCUGUGUCGCUGACAGUAGGAGACCGUGAGAGCGCGUCAUGGAGAGACGAGAGUUCGUCGCGUCUCUGGUGGCGGGCGGCUGUGCAGGGAUGUGUGUGGAUCUGACCCUCUUCCCCCUGGACACCAUUAAGACCAGACUGCAGAGUCCGCAGGGCUUCUACCAGGCCGGGGGCUUCAGGGGCAUCUACGCCGGGGUCCCGUCUGCGGCUGUUGGCUCCUUCCCCAAUGCUGCUGCUUUCUUUGUCACCUACGAAUGCACAAAGUCCCUGCUCGGUGCCGGAGGAGCGCUAUCGCCGCCGCAUGUGGCACCUGUCACUCACAUGCUGGCCGCCUCUCUGGGUGAAAUAGUGGCUUGUCUGGUGCGGGUUCCCACAGAGGUGGUGAAACAACGGACCCAGGCCUGUCCCUCGUCCACCACCUACCACAUGCUGCUGGCCACGCUCCGAGACGAGGGGGUUCGAGGCUUGUACAGAGGGUUCGGGAGUACAGUUCUAAGAGAGAUCCCGUUCUCUCUGGUGCAGUUUCCCCUUUGGGAGUAUUUAAAGACUCUGUGGUCGUGGAGGCAAGGUCACACGCUCUACUCUUGGCAGGCUGCAGUGUGCGGAGCUUUUGCAGGUGCGGUGGCAGCGUUUGUUACCACUCCUCUUGAUGUGGCGAAGACCAGGAUCAUGCUCGCAAAGGCCGGGUCGACCACAGCGAGCGGCAACAUCCCCCUGGUGCUGUACGACGUGUGGAGGAGCAGAGGCCUCUCUGGGCUGUUUGCAGGCAGCGUCCCCAGGAUGACCUUCAUCAGCCUGGGCGGCUUCAUCUUCCUGGGAACCUACGAGAAGGUCCGCAGCUCUUUGCUGCAGCGUCUCUGACUCCGUUCGGAUCCGACCCGGCCGAGGCCCAGCAGGGCGCCAUGUGGUCCUGCUCCCCGAGACGCAAGGAAACACCCGGCGCCUGGAGCAAGGGCCAGACCCAGUGUAGAUACAUGGACCUGUCGCACAGCACGAACUGUGGAGCAUGUUUACUGUGACGUGUAUGAAUGAAUGAAUGAGUUGUGGGAUUAAACCCAUCUUUUUACAGAG
Betta splendens (Siamese fighting fish) is the source of this 1158-nucleotide messenger RNA. RefSeq names its product solute carrier family 25 member 26 (gene slc25a26). The record is from RefSeq and is a predicted model, not a curated record. The transcript is spliced from 10 exons. Gene Ontology annotation, molecular function: S-adenosyl-L-methionine transmembrane transporter activity. Gene Ontology annotation, cellular component: mitochondrial inner membrane. Gene Ontology annotation, biological process: transmembrane transport. The coding region runs from base 127 to 948 and encodes 273 amino acids. NCBI's taxonomy places the organism in Eukaryota, Metazoa, Chordata, Actinopteri, Anabantiformes, Osphronemidae.